CUCUCUCCCCACUUCAACAUACAUGACUUCACCCAAAUUUCUACCUUUCCUAAAAUAAAAUAAAUAAAUAAAACGAAGUUAACCCUGCAUUUUCCUACAUUUUCACAGUUAUAAAAACCAUUUCCCUUUUGUCUCAAUCGCUGCUUUUCUAGUGAUUCUCUUUUGUUUUUUCUAGAGCGGUGAUGUCGGACGAGGAGCACCACUUCGAGUCUAAAGCUGAUGCUGGAGCUUCUAAAACUUAUCCUCAGCAAGCUGGUACCAUCCGUAAGAACGGUUACAUUGUUAUUAAAGGCCGUCCUUGCAAGGUAGUGGAAGUUUCAACAUCCAAGACUGGGAAGCACGGGCACGCAAAAUGUCACUUUGUUGGAAUUGAUAUCUUCACCGGCAAAAAGCUGGAAGAUAUCCUUCCCUCCUCUCACAACUGUGAUGUUCCUCAUGUCAACCGUACUGAUUACCAGCUGAUUGAUAUCUCUGAGGAUGGAUUUGUGAGUCUGCUGACUGAGAAUGGGAACACGAAGGAUGAUCUCAGGCUUCCAACUGAUGAUAAUCUGCUGACGCAGAUAAAGGAUGGAUUUGCGGAGGGGAAAGAUCUGGUUGUGUCUGUUAUGUCGGCUAUGGGGGAGGAGCAGAUCUGUGGUCUCAAGGACAUUGGCCCAAAGUAACUGCGCUGGGAAAUGCUUGAUAUAAGUAGUGGUAGUAGUAGUGGGAGGUGUUUCAUGUUUCAGGAGAGCAUAUUUGUUAUGUCCUCCAGCUCUAAGAUUAUGACUCUUUGACAUAUAAUUAAGUAUUCAAUUCCCCUCUUCUAUUUU
Molecule: messenger RNA, 809 nt
Organism: Gossypium raimondii (Peruvian cotton)
Lineage: Eukaryota; Viridiplantae; Streptophyta; Magnoliopsida; Malvales; Malvaceae
Product: eukaryotic translation initiation factor 5A-2
Exons: 5
Coding region: 183-662 (159 amino acids)
Biological process (GO): positive regulation of translational termination; positive regulation of translational elongation
Molecular function (GO): translation elongation factor activity; RNA binding; ribosome binding
Source: RefSeq, a predicted model, not a curated record